Messenger RNA from Daldinia vernicosa, 975 nucleotides. RefSeq lists its product as uncharacterized. Gene Ontology annotation, molecular function: RNA binding. The transcript has 6 exons. The coding region runs from base 1 to 975 and encodes 324 amino acids. Gene Ontology annotation, cellular component: nucleus; cytoplasm. NCBI's taxonomy places the organism in Eukaryota, Fungi, Ascomycota, Sordariomycetes, Xylariales, Hypoxylaceae. The record is from RefSeq and is a predicted model, not a curated record.
AUGUCCGUCGCCUCGAAGAACCCUUUCGAUGCCCUCGGUAACGAUAUCGAAGGAGAUGAAGCGCCGUCCGGCCCUGUGAAGACGGUCGAGAAGACCACUAUGCGUAGUACCAAGCGCAACGUCGAGCCCCAAGCCCCCGUCAAACCCGCUACCAACACCGGAGCUCGUCGUGCUGGUCCUGGAGGCAACGAGGGAGCCUUCCGUGACCGCAGUGCCGGUACAGCUAACAAUCAGCGCAAGCCCACAGAUGAAGCUCCCCGAGGUGGUCCCCGAGGCGGUCGCGAUGCCCGUGGACGAGGAGGCCGUGGCGGUCGAUUCUCCCGCGACCGUGACGACAGACAUCCCAAGAAUAUUCCAAGUGGUUCUGAGAAGCAAGCUGCCCUAGCAUGGGGCGCUACAGAAGGCAAUGCCGAGCAGAAGGAUGAGCAGGCCGGAGAGGAGAUUGCUCAGUCGGAAUUGAAGGAAUCAACCGCUGAGGAUGCCCAGGAGCCAGCUACUCCGGCCGAGCCCGAGGAUAAGCACGUCUCUUAUGCCGACUACCUUGCUCAGCAAGCUGAGAAGAAGGCCGCCCUCGGCGAGUCUUUGGAGAUCCGCAAGCCCAACGAAGGCACUAAGGCCGACAAGAAGUGGGCCAGCGCUAAGGCCCUCGUCAAGGAGGACGACGACGAUUACGUCCCUGGCGCCGGCGGUAAGGUCAAGCGCGAGCGUGAGCGCAAGGCCAAGCAGCUUCUCGAUAUUGACCAGCGAUACGUUGAGCCCGAGCGUACCCGAGGUGGUCGUGGCGGACGUGGUGGCAACCGUGGAGAUGCUCCCAGGGGUGAGGGUCGUGGUCGCGGAGGUGGCCGUGGCCGUGGUGGACCCCGAGGCGAGCCCCGAGGUGAGCCCCGAGGUGACUUCCGUGGCGGACGCGGUGGCGCUCGCGAGAAUGCCUCAUUCGCCCUCAACUCGGACGCCUUUCCCAGCCUGGGCGCUUAA